Molecule: messenger RNA, 939 nt
Organism: Cylindrotheca closterium
Lineage: Eukaryota; Bacillariophyta; Bacillariophyceae; Bacillariales; Bacillariaceae
Source: the annotation of a GenBank genome assembly
AUGGAAACCACGAACGUUGAUCUCAACAAUGGGCUUUCGCACCUGGUCGAGGCCGCAACCGCGCUGACGGCUCUCAUAGAAACACCAAAAGUUACCACUACAACUACAGCUACAUCAUCAUCUAGCAAAAGUGCUGUGGAAUCUCCUGAUACAGUUGUAAGCGAUGACGAUGAAUAUCGUCAACCUGCUGAAGCAUCAAUGAAAUCAUCACCAAAACGAGAGAUCUUUCCUCAAAAGCUCAUGGAAAUCCUCUCCGAUGAGACUCUGUCUGAUGUCGUUUCUUGGCUGCCACAUGGUCGUUCGUUUGUUGUAGUCAGGCCAGAUAUUUUUACAGCAAAGGUAUUACCAAAGUACCUUCCUCCAAUCGACUCCAGAUCUAGCACAAAGUACCCUUCCUUCACUCGAAAGCUUAACAGAUGGGGUUUCCGCCAAGCAACAAAGGGUCCUGAUAGUGGUGCCUUUCACCAUCCAUUGUUUCGCAGAGACAACCCUGAACUCUGCCUUCAAAUGGAAUGCAAAAAGACGAAGGAACGGCAAAUGGUCCGAAAGAGGAGCCUCCCGCCCAAGAAAAGAGGCAUUAUCGAAAGGCCCACGAGUGGUCAUCCAGAUCAGAACGAGACUUCUAUUGACCAUGUUGUUCCAAGCUCACCACUUGUUACGGCUGACGAUCGAUCCGUUGUCUCAUUCGGUGGCUCAACGACGACAUGCUCAUCGAUUUCAAACCGGGAAAGAACCGGAGUGCCUCCAUCGUCAAUCUUAUCUUCAGCUACGGAGACAAAAAGAGUCACCCCAUCCAUUUCGAACGACGCUGCGUUCGUGGCGAAGGUUCUCCUUCAACGUGAUCAAAACGAAAUUCUUCUUGCUUCAAGGAUGAUGCUAAUGAAUGCUUACAUACAAGCUCUUCAUGGGGUUCAAGGGAAGACUCCGAAGGCUUGCUAA